CGUGAAAAACACCGUGCAGGCAGCAACCAUCGUAACACUUUUUCGUGAAGAUCAUCCAAGAAAAGUGUGCACUGAAUCGGUACGAUGGCGCUCCGAUUGUUUCGCUUGAGCCAGGAUGUGGUUACGCCGCUGAUCAAGCGUAACUGUACCGUAUCGGCGUUUGAACUCCAGCACAAGAAUCCCGUCCAACGAAAGGUGGAACAAAUCCCGAAAGCACAAUAUGGUGGGCGCCACACGGUGACGAUGCUACCGGGCGGAGGAAUCGGCCCGGAGUUGAUGAGCUACGUGAGGGAGGUGUUUCGGUUUGCCGGUGUACCAGUGGAUUUUGAAAUUGUCGACAUCGAUCCGGCUAGUGAAGGAAACGAUGAUCUCGAGUAUGCCAUCACGUCCAUUAAGCGAAACGGCGUUGCGAUUAAGGGUAACAUUGAAACCAAAUCGGAAGCUACAGGCAUUCUGUCUCGUAAUGUCGCGCUUCGCAAUGAGCUUGAUUUGUUCGUCAAUGUGCUGCACUGCAAAUCGUUCAAUGCGAUUCCGGCUCACCACCAGAACGUGGAUGUGGUGAUCGUACGACAAAACACGGAGGGCGAGUAUGCUAUGCUGGAGCACGAAAGUGUGCGAGGUGUGGUGGAAAGCAUGAAGGUGGUCACGGUCGAGAAUGCAGCUCGUGUGGCACGGUUUGCUUUCGAGUUUGCCAAGAACAACAACCGCAAGAAGGUGACCACGAUCCACAAGGCUAACAUUAUGAAAUUGGCCGAUGGGUUGUUCUUGAAGGUGGCACGGGACAUUGCCAAGGAGUAUCCAGACAUUCAGCACAAUGAUAUGAUUAUUGAUAAUUGUUGCAUGCAGCUAGUCUCCAAUCCGCAUCAGUUUGACGUAAUGAACACAACAAAUCUGUACGGUAGUAUUACAUCCAAUGUGCUCUGCGGUUUGGUCGGUGGUGCUGGACUGUUUUCCGGACGUAACUAUGGUGAUCAUUAUGCCGUUUUCGAACCGGGCACUCGUAACACCGGUACAGCAAUCGCUGGUAAGAACGUGGCCAAUCCGGUUGCGAUGCUGAAUGCGGCAGUGGAUAUGCUGUACCACCUGGGACAUCGCUACCACGCCGAUUGCAUCUCCGAUGCUCUUCAUAAAACAAUUGACAUCGAUGGAAUUCACACACCUGAUCUUGGCGGUAAUAACACCAGCACCGAUAUCGUACAGAACGUGCUGAAGCAUCUGGCCGAGAAGAGAACCUACUGGUUUCCGGCGUAUGCGUACAUGUGAGAAGUUAGGCUAGAACCGAAAAGUGAAGAAGAACGAACUUAAUAUAAACCAAAGGUCCCUAACUACUCAAACCUAGUAAACAUCUUCCUAACACCUGUCCAAUUCCUUUCUUUCGGUUCAUAACAUCUAAUCGCCAAUUGGUGUUUGUGUGUACUCUACUGGUGGAUGGGAUUAUUUUCCUUUCUGGGCGAUGGAAUUGGAGACAAAAUCGGCAACAGCGAAGCGAGGAAAGGAAGCAUAAAUUGGCAAUGUGAGGGCGUAGGUUAGGAAGCAGAGCUAUUUUCCGAACCGUUGGCAAAUCUAGGUUUACGAGUGACAAAUGAAGAACAUUAAAAACAAUAAUAACAUAAAAUCAAAAUUUACGAAAAUCUUAUAUCUGUUUCCAAAUCUUGUCCACCUCCACCACUGUUGUUGUCGUGUUAUCCCAUCAUAACGUUGUGUGAGUUUCCUAUCACUUCAGUUUCAUCCCGUAUUAUGUCGUUUGGUUUAUUUGGUUGGUUGUUGAACAAUAACUACUUUUAUGUUUUUUUUUUGCUCUCGCUCUGUUUGUCAAUUUUGGUUGGUUCAUUAUUCCUAUGUUUUUCUCCUGGUAAUGAUGCGCAAUCGCAAAACAAGCAGUUGCAAUUAGCUAUAUUGAUCACUUCUAUAUUGAGCUUAAGUUUAUUUUUAUCUUUAAUUUACACAUUUUAACAAAAGUAGAGCUAUUUAGAAAGAAAGUUAAUUCUUCCUGCGAUUGACGAUCAUUGACCAAAGUGUGUGAAUGUGGAAUUUUUUGAUAACGAUCAUCCACUACCGGUCCCGUACGAUUCGGGUGUGCCGUUAAUGAACGUAUUAUGAUUGGACGUGAUCUUCUUGUGCUAAAAUAUGGAUAUUGCAGACUACCUGUGACCAUCUGCAUACUUUUACCUUGUGACGCCGUUAUUGCGUGGAAUGCAUUUUAAAGUCGAAAAGUGAGCUGUUUUUUCCAAAAUUAAACCUAUAUGAAUAUCAUGAGAUCUGAUUCUGGAGUGCGCUCCCUACAAAGAAGUAGCUCAUUUUUCUUCGAAAUGAACCUGUUUAAAUUUAUUCCGAAAUUGUUUGACAUCUUUCUUUUUCUUCUGUUUUGCAUUGAUUGUAAUGAAACCAUUUUCGAUUUUGCUACAAAUGUAAAUGUGUGCCCCCAACCCGCAACACCCAACGAUUGUACAGAGUAAAAAGAAGCUGGCAGCUUUACCAUCUCCAAUUGACACGGUACUCGUGAUCCUGCGCAAAUCUUUAUUCAGCAGCUCGGAGGAGACUCUCUGCCCACUUGGAACUUACGUUAUUGCCAUAUUUAUUAUAAUGGAGAUCGGUUAGUGUUCUUUUGUUGAAAAUUGUUAUAAUCUAUUAUGUAAUUCAAACAAAAUAUUAAAAAAUUCGACUACUGUCAUCGCUUUCGAUCCGCUGUAUACGUUUUGAAUAUGUUUUCCAAAUUUUAUGAGAACGAUUGUAAAGUCAUUCCCAGAGUAUUACGAAGUUAAACGAUUUUGGUCUCAAAAUUCGUAUGAUGUUUUUUAAAUAUUCAAAGUUACCGGGAACUGUUCUGCUGUCAAGUGAUGGAACCAACAAAUUGUGAUUAAGAGACAUUAAAAUAUACGAUCGAAGUUGAAUGA
Anopheles moucheti is the source of this 2894-nucleotide messenger RNA. It is a transcript of the gene Idh3g, whose product is annotated as isocitrate dehydrogenase [NAD] subunit gamma, mitochondrial. The record is from RefSeq and is a predicted model, not a curated record. NCBI's taxonomy places the organism in Eukaryota, Metazoa, Arthropoda, Insecta, Diptera, Culicidae. Gene Ontology annotation, biological process: tricarboxylic acid cycle; isocitrate metabolic process. Bases 85 to 1263 code for a protein of 392 amino acids. The transcript has 5 exons. Gene Ontology annotation, cellular component: mitochondrion.